GCUGGUUGUUGUUCAUUUGUCAAACGUCAAUGUGUUUGUUUUUAAAUACACACUAUGGCGGUAUAAUUUGCUAUUUAUUAGAUGAUGUUUGGUUGUCGUGGUAUUACGAAGCCAUCAAUAUCGAUCUAACUAUUACUAUUUUUAGAAACUGACUUAGGUUACUCCUUUAGUGCUUUUUAGUCUUAACAAUGGGGGACCAACAAAAAGCGCCGCGCUAUAUGACUCAAUUAUUGGAUGCACUUGGUUGGAAUCAAGGAACAAGAAUUCCUCUAGCAAAUCCUGAUAACCAAAAUCUAGAAACCCUCUUGAUUGAUAGACAAAAUGAGAUACAGAGGCUGAAGGAAGCUCUUACGCUUCAGAAUCAAAAAACCAGUGAUCUUAACAAUUACAAGCAACAUGUUCAUACUGAGUAUCAGGAAAAUACACGCCUACUAUUUGCUCACAAGCAGCAGCUGGAGCAAGAGGUGAAGCUCCGCCAACUGUCCUGCAAUGAUUCCGACAGCCUUGCCAGAGAUAUUACUGCGACCAACAAGCAGAGCAAGGACAUCUCGGAGCGCAUUGAUAAAUACCAAGCUAGCAUUACACGCCUUCUCAAGAAAGCGGAUUCUCUGAAGAGUGAAGUUUGCGGAGAGCGCGGGGCACUGCAGGAAUGGCGAGCGCAAUUGGAACGGAACUCUGGAGACAUCAGUGCUAUUGAACAAUUCACCAAGCAAGAUGUUUCCAAAGCAAAAGCAUUGGAAACUAAGAGACAAAAGUUAAAGGUAGAACAUGACCAUAUGCUAGAUCGGCUGAACCAGCUUGUGUCAAAUCUCAGUGCCGAAGAGAGGGCGUGUGAGCGAAUAUCUGUUCAGGUGAUGGAAGGUAUGGAGCAAAGGAGGCAAAUGAUGGUCAUGUGGACAUCUGCUGUCGAAAAUUUAAGGCAACGGGACACAGAUAUAAGACACAUCAAAGAGGAUUACGAAGUGUUACAAGUGGAGGCGAACAACAUAGCGGACAAAUGUCGCGAGCAGCAAAGCUUCUGCGAUCAGCAGGCCAGCAACAACGCGGAGGCGGUGCGGGCCAACAUGGGCCUGGCGCAGCAGCUCUCCAACCUGCGGUUGGUGCACCAGCAGCUACUGGACGUGAACGCGACUCUGCACAGCAGCGCCCAAUGCUCGCAGCGCGAGCUGCACAGCAUGCACAGCACGCUCGAGAAACUGCACAUGGAGAACCGGCGCAUCAUGGAGCAGCAACAUCGCAAGGACGUCGCCCUCAAGGAGAUUAUCAACAAGAUUAAAGAACUUAAGGCGAAAUUAGCCGAAUCAAUGGAUAAAACUAAAACGUCUGAACAACGUGCCAAGGAACUAGAAGUCAUUUUGCAGGAGGAAGAGCGCUACGCCAGUAACCUGACGUUGAACCAGCAGCGCGCGAUGCACUGCUCUUUCGUCGAGCAGCAGAAACUCCUGGCGCUCAAGAAUGAAGAAAAACUUUUCAAUAUGCACCUUAAAGCUUCAAAAGCUAUCGUCAGUAAAUUGGAAAAGAAACAAGCCGAAGUCCUCAAAAACCUCCAGAGUGUUAAGGAGUCUCUUUACAAUAUCUGUUACCAAGUGGAGACGAUAGGCUCGCAAGUGUCGCACAUGGAGGGCGCGCAGUCGGAGCGCGAGGUGUCGGCCGAGUUGCUGGCGCGCGAGAACAGGUUGUUGGAGGUGCGCGCGCGGCACGCGGCCCGCGCCGCGCUGCUGGAGCGGCACUCGGCCAAGCUGCAGGACGACAUGCGCCGCCUCGCGCGGGAGCUGGACCACUUCGUCACCACGCACGUCGCGCUGCAAAGCCGUCUGCGCACGUCAAUGUUGAACGUGGAAGGCAGCGAGAAAGACUUACGCGCGUCGCGCGUCGAGUGGCGUCGCGCACGGGUCGAGGAGGCGCUAACGAGGCUGCGAGUCGCUCAUGCGUCUCGCGCGCUCGCCAGCCUCGACGACCGCGCUUACAACGCCGACACGCAGCGGCUGCGGCUCGAUGCAGCAAUGAACGAACGUUUAGUGGAAAUCAUGGCGCGUCGCGAAAUGUUCAGCGUGCAGGUGCGCGCGCUCACAGAGGACUGCGGCAAGCUGCGCGGCGAGAUCAAGGAGCGAGAGAACCGCAUAGACCAGCUCAAGAAGAGAUACGACAUUUUUAUUGCUUCACUUGGCAAGGAUGAGUCCGGGCAGCAGUUGUCUGUCACCUUCUUCAAAAUAAAGUUCGCAGCGGAGCGAGCGGAACUGCGUGAGCGCGGCGCGGCGCUUGACGCGGACAUCGGGCGGCAGGAGCGCGACAUCUCCGCGCUGGAGGCCACGCUGCGCGUCGUGCACGCCGCGCACACACACUUCCUGCACCACAUCACGCCGCUCGCGCGCGACAGUCAGUACUGCUGCACUAGUAGAUACUGUCGUGUCGACAUCGGGCGGCAGGAGCGCGACAUCUCCGCGCUGGAGGCCACGCUGCGCGUCGUGCACGCCGCGCACACACACUUCCUGCACCACAUCACGCCGCUCGCGCGCGACAGUCAGUACUGCUGCACUAGUAGAUACUGUCGUGUCGACAUCGGGCGGCAGGAGCGCGACAUCUCCGCGCUGGAGGCCACGCUGCGCGUCGUGCACGCCGCGCACACACACUUCCUGCACCACAUCACGCCGCUCGCGCGCGACAGUCAGUACUGCUGCACUAGUAGAUACUGUCGUGUCGACAUCGGGCGGCAGGAGCGCGACAUCUCCGCGCUGGAGGCCACGCUGCGCGUCGUGCACGCCGCGCACACACACUUCCUGCACCACAUCACGCCGCUCGCGCGCGACACCCCCGAAAUCCAGGAACUGGACGAGCUCAUGAAGAAGUACUACCAGGUGCGCGACGAGCUGAAAGACUUGUACAAUGCGACCGCGUCAAUGGAGCUGCGGGUGCAAGACGCGAGCGCGCGUGCCACCGCGCUGCACGACAAGUGCAAGCAGCUGGAGCAGCGGCAGGCCGACUGUGAGAAUGAAUUGGACAACUUAAAGGAUAGGAUCUCUAAGCAUGAAGGCCGUCUACAGAACGCACUGGAUGUAGUCAAGAACAACGCUAAACGCGCGAAGAAGAUCUUUGACAACGUUGACGACUGGCGGAUAUUCCAAUUGGCUCUCUGGAUCCGCGACUACUCGGAGGCGGCGAGCGGCGCGCUGGAGGCGCUGGCGGAGACGUGCGCGGGCGUGGCGGCCGUGUACUCGCACUUCGCGGCUCUCGUGGCCUCCGCGGACCUGCAGCGCUACGUCACGCGCCACCAGCGCCGGCUGCAUCUCCUCGUGGAACGUUUGCAAGCAGAUUCGCGUAUCGGAUUACCUGGCGAUGAUGAAGAGUCAGUGUUUUCUUCGUCGGUGUCAUCACUGCGCAGCGGGAUGAGUAUUACGAGCGGCACCACCAAGCGGCUGGCCGCGUUCCGCAAGACCCUCGCCACCAAGGUUCAGGAGCCCGCCCGUUGCGGUCGUCGGUUUCGCUGCGCGUGGUCACGCUGGGCCUGGAGCGGCCGUCGGUGUCGGGCGCUCCCUCAGCGUCCGGCGCCCGACUUGGCAAGGCAUCACGAUAAAUUAUAUCGCUCUUUUACUACUUUUAUAUUAUAUACUUACUAUUUUUUCAUUUUGUCAAAUAAACUUGAGUGUAUUGUUAAAUGUUUUUAUUUUCCUUUCGGCCGCGUAUGUAACCGAGUUUUGUAACCAGAUACAAAAUAAGAAAAUUUACUCUUUUCUCAUAACCAGUUACAAACUCAAACAUUCUCGGCCGCUUUUGUAACUAUGUUUUGUAACCGCUGUGAGGUUACAAAAGAAGAAAGUUAUAUCCAAAGAGCAUAUAAUCACUACGUUUGUUAUAUCUUUCCUCGUUACCAAUUACAAACUUACAAGAAAAGGUACCCAACCGUCCGGUUCCGAUUUGAUUUAUAGAGUAAUCUAUAUAUAUAUAUAUAUUAUAGAGUAAUCUAAAAUAAGACACGUAUUUUUUUAGCUGCCCAAACUCAUCCUAUUAGAAGAAAUUCUCCCCCAAAGUACUAAAAAAUUCUAAAUCUUCCAACUCCUAUAGAAAGUGAUGCUCAAGCAACUUGCUAGUUAAUGGCUGGUUUGAGUAUAUGUUUGAAAGCAGGAAAAAAUAAUGAGCACGUGUUUUGUUAUAUAGGCUGAAACUCAUAUUUUCCUAAAAAAAAUCGUCAUUCGAAGUUUUACAAUAUAUUAUCGCUAAAGAUACACAUAAAGACGGGUGUUUGUGGUGACACAAACAUGACAAUUUAUAUUACAUUACAUUAAAAAUGUAACACUUCAGAACUAUUACAAUUAUUUAACAUUAAACAGUUUAUCUCUCAGAAAAAUCAACUUCCAUGACUUCCAUCCAUAAUUUCAACGACUCUACUGCCUUUAAUGACAUUGUAACUUAUGUAUAUAAAUUCUUU
Messenger RNA from Cydia pomonella (codling moth), 4423 nucleotides. It is a transcript of the gene Ccdc39, whose product is annotated as coiled-coil domain-containing protein 39. The transcript has 23 exons. NCBI's taxonomy places the organism in Eukaryota, Metazoa, Arthropoda, Insecta, Lepidoptera, Tortricidae. The record is from RefSeq and is a predicted model, not a curated record. Gene Ontology annotation, biological process: inner dynein arm assembly; cilium movement; cilium-dependent cell motility. Gene Ontology annotation, cellular component: axoneme. The coding region runs from base 189 to 3698 and encodes 1169 amino acids.